Molecule: messenger RNA, 3791 nt
Organism: Psylliodes chrysocephalus
Lineage: Eukaryota; Metazoa; Arthropoda; Insecta; Coleoptera; Chrysomelidae
Source: the annotation of a GenBank genome assembly
UGGUUUUAGUUGAAUCUGGUAAACGAUAAUUUAUUAAUAAUAAACGCUACAAAAGAUGAUUCUGGAGUAAAUUGCACAACACCAAGGACUGAUUCUUUGCCAUCUAUACCACCAGUACAAAAUCAUGUUUUCGACUGCAACACUUACAGUUCCUGUACGCAGUGCGUGUCUUCUUCUUUUCCUUGUGACUGGUGUAUGGACGGUCAUAGAUGUACACAUGACACUGCCGAAAAUUGUAGGAACGACAUUCUAGUUACUGGCGUUAGUAGGACAAUACCAAGUUACAGAUCAGGUCCAGGCUUUUGUCCCAGAAUAAACGCAACAGUCGGAAUUUCGCCAGAAAUAUUGGUAGCUUCUGGAACAAAGAAGGCUAUUAAAGUCAAAGUCCAUAUCAUCGGACAGUUCAUCGUUCAAACUAGAUUCGUAUGUCAAUUCAAUAUAGAAGGAAGAAUUACUAGCGUAAAUGCUCAACUACUAGGUGAUACUAUUUACUGUGAUGUCAUGGAAUUUUUCUACACAUCUGGAGCAUCAAAUAUUACGGUUCCUUUUGCUGUUAUUUGGGGAGGUUCAAAACCUCUGGAUAAUCCAGACAAUGUUCAUAUUGUAAUCUAUCGUUGUCGUAAAAUGGCGGACAGUUGUGGAAAUUGUUUAGCACUAGCUAAAAAAUAUAACUGUGGUUGGUGUCAAAGUUCUGAUCGAUGCGAAGUCAAAGACCAGUGUGAAAAUAGAUCAGACGUUUGGUUAAAUUGGAGUCAAUCUUGUCCAAAUCCUGAAGACACUUCCUUUAGUCUAGAGUCAAACAAUUUAAACAUCAACUUGAAUCUGGUAAAUGAUAAUUUAUCAAUAAAAAACACUACAAAAAAUGAUUCUGGAGUAAAUUGCACAACACCAAGUAUUGAUUCCUUGCCAUCUAUACCACCAGUACAAAAUCAUGUUUUUGACUGCAACACUUACAGUUCCUGUACGCAGUGCGUAUCUUCUUCUUUUCCUUGUGACUGGUGUGUAGAUAGGCAUAGAUGUACACAUGACACUGCCGAAAAUUGUAGGAACGACAUUCUAGUUACUGGCGUUAGCAGGACAAUACCAAGUUACAGAUCAGGUCCGGGAUUUUGCCCCAGAAUAAAUGCAAGAAUCGGAAUUUCGCCAAAAAUAUUGAUAGCUUCUGGAACAAAGAAGGCUAUUAAAGUCAAGGUCCAUAUUAUCGGACAGUUCAUCGUUCAAACUAGAUUCGUAUGUCAAUUCAAUAUAGAAGGAAAAAUUACUAGUGUAAAUGCUCAACUACUAGGUGAUACUAUUUACUGUGAUGCCAUGGAAUUUUUCUACACAUCUAGAGCACCAAAUAUUACUGUUCCUUUUGCUGUUAUUUGGGGAGGUUCAAAACCUCUGGACAAUCCAGACAAUGUUCAUAUUGUAAUCUAUCGUUGUCGUAAAAUGGCGGACAAUUGUGGAAAUUGUUUAGCACUAGCUAACAAAUAUAACUGUGGUUGGUGCCAAAGCUCUGAUCGAUGCGAAGUCAAAAACCAGUGUGAAAAUGGAUCAGGUGUUUGGUUAAAUUGGAAUCAAACGUGUCCAAAUCCUGAAGAUACUUCCUUUAGUGCUGAACUUAAUUCAGACAAUUUAAAUAUCAACUUGAAUUUGGUAAACGAUAAUUUAUCAAUAACAAACGCUACAGAAAAUGAUUCUGGAGUAAAUUGCACAACACCAAAAACUGAUUCCUUGUCAUCUAUACCACCAGUACAAAAUCAUGUUUUCGACUGCAACACUUACAGUUCUUGUACGCAGUGCGUGUCUUCUUCUUUUCCUUGUGACUGGUGUAUAGACGGUCAUAGAUGUACACAUGACACUGCCGAAAAUUGUAGGAACGACAUUCUAGUGACUGGCGUUAGCAAGACAAUACCAAGUUAUAGAUCAGGUCCAGGCUUUUGCCCCAGAAUAAACGCAACAGUCGGAAUUUCGCCAGAAAUAUUGGUAGCUUCUGGAACAAAGAAAGCUAUUAAAGUCAAGGUCCAUAUCAUCGGACAGUUCAUCGUUCAAACUAGAUUCGUAUGUCAAUUCAAUAUAGAAGGAAGAAUUACUAGCGUAAAUGCUCAACUACUAGGUGAUACUAUUUAUUGUGAUGUCAUAGAAUUUUCUUACACAUCUAACACACCAAAUAUUACUGUUCCUUUUGCUGUUAUUUGGGGAGGUUCAAAACCUCUGGACAAUCCAGACAAUAUUCAUAUUGUAAUCUAUCGUUGUCAUAAAAUGGCGGACAAUUGUGGAAAUUGUUUAGUACUAGCUAACAAAUAUAACUGUGGUUGGUGCCAAAGUUCUGAUCGAUGCGAAGUCAAAGACCAGUGUGAAAAUGGAUCAGGUAUUUGGUUAAAUUGGAAUCAAACGUGUUCUAAUCCUAAAGAUACUUCCUUUAGUCCUGAAGUUAAGUCAGACAAUUUAAACAUCAACUUGAAUCUGGUAAACGAUAAUUUAUAAUUUAUCAAUAACAAACGCUACAAAAAAUGAUUCUGGAAUAAAUUGCACAACACCAAGGAUUGAUUCCUUGCCAUCUAUACCACCAGCUCAAAGUAAGCAAUAUUUUAGUUCCACUGUCUAUUGUAUCAGUAAUUUUUUUUAUUUCUAUUUUUUUAUUAUUAUUUGUAUACUAAUUUAUAUAUUAACUAAUUUUAUAUUUUAUAAUUUUUAAAGAUGUUUCUAAUAUUUUAUAAAAAUUGUUUAAAUUAAUUUUUGUUCGUUCUUAGGUUUUAUAGAGACAAAUUCUCAAACCCGUUUAAUGUUUUAUCUACCAGCUUUAAUGAUGUUUUAUGUAUAUGUACUUUGUUACUCACAGUUUUAGACUGUUUCUGUGAUUGUUCUCUAUUGUGUAUUCUCCUUUUUUAAUUGUUUUUAUAUUAGUGUAUCAUUAUCUGAAUAAACAUUAUUAUUACAUUAUUAUUAUUAUAAAGUUUGGCAAAGAAAUUUCCAAUAUAACAAAUCUAUUAAAUGAUUGUAGCUUAUCUGAGAUACAUAUUCCCUUACAUGCAGUUUAUCAGCGUUCUGCCCUCACAAGAUCCUCGUCCACAUAAGGAUCGUUUUCUAACAUAAAAUCCAGCACUAUUGUCUUGAAAAAAAUUGAAUUACUGCGUAAUAAACCACCACCAACUAAUUUGUGGAAUUAUGUUGCACUUGGGUAACGUUAUCCUGAAAGAGGUUAGAAAAAACUGUAAAUUUGAUUGUAAUCAGGUUUACAUGAAACUAUGUUACAAACAACAGUCACUGUUUCUAGCUUAUAGGAGAGGUAUGUAUGCCUGUUCUUGUUAUAUAAACGUCUAAAUAGCAUAAUAGUAGCUGUGAUUGGCCAGUUCUGGACCGGAAGUAAUGGGAAGUAAUUAGUAAUUAAUUAUCCUAAGUACACACCUCCACCCUUAGAGCAAUUAGUAAAUACCUUCCAAUUACUCUGCACAUCACGCACACGGUGUAAUUGUUAAAAUAUGAUUUAGUAUCAUUACUUCUAUGUGAACACGGCCUUAGUUAUUUUAGUUAUAUUUAGUUUUUGUUGAUUGGUACUACUGUACGUCAGAAUAUUGACUGAUGUCAAAAUACGUGUUUCCGGUAAGACAAUGGUCAUUGUUGGUUGUUGUAUUUGUUGUAAACCGUACAUAGUUUGAAUAAAGAAAAUCAAAGGUUAAUUGGAGUAUUAUUUAAAUAAUAAAGUUUAUAAAUUUAUAACAGUAAUGAAUAUAAUUGUAUAGUAUAAUGAGUGUAAUUACCUCAUAUACAUUGAGUUGUAAGUACCUUGAGUAUUAACUAUGUUAAAG